Molecule: messenger RNA, 1055 nt
Organism: Trichoplusia ni (cabbage looper)
Lineage: Eukaryota; Metazoa; Arthropoda; Insecta; Lepidoptera; Noctuidae
Exons: 2
Coding region: 144-833 (229 amino acids)
Biological process (GO): mitochondrial DNA replication
Cellular component (GO): mitochondrion
Molecular function (GO): single-stranded DNA exodeoxyribonuclease activity
Source: RefSeq, a predicted model, not a curated record
GACUGGAUAGACCGAGUAGUUAUUAUUGAACUGUUAAACAUUAUUUCGUCUAUUUGGAAAUCCUGACGAAAUAUUCCUCCUUAGGUUUGGUUGGAACUAUCAGAGCAUUUAUCAGUUUAUUAUUGGUCUCCGAAAUAUUUAACAUGUUUCGACCAGUUUGCACAAUUGGUCAGAGAAUCUCAUUUGAGAAAAAAUCCAAGGAAUUUAUCAGGAAUAAGGUGGUCCGGCCUGCUUCUUUCCUAAAACCUGUGGAAAAGAUCAAACUUUACAACAAGGAGAAUAAAGAGUUAUUUGGGCCUUUGUUAGAAACUAGUAAGCAGAAGAAACAGCGCUUGCAGAAGUCGGCUAAAAAUAGUGUAUCACAUCAAAACAACGGCGCAAACGCUACAAACGAAAAUAAAUUGAAAUUCUUAGGAAGUACAGACAGAAAUGAAAUUGGACAGUGUAAGACACUGACUGGAUAUUUGAGGUACAAUCCAGUGCUGGCUGUGAAUGUGUUGAAGAACAAAAUGUGGCAAAAUACUAGGCACUGUGUGAAUUUCGUAGGCGUUGUGUUGAAUAAUACAGUAGUUAGGAGUUUAGCUACAUCUGCAUCAUGUAAUGCAGUCCGUAGCUCUCCAGCACAGCCUGGCUAUGUGAGUGAAGACAAAAUCCUUCAGAUCAAACAUCACAAGAAUGAUUAUGCUGAACAGUUCCCAUCUGUGACCUUAAUAUUAAAUAAAACAAUGACAGAGGAGUCUAGGGCAGCAUUGGAGAAAUGGAAGCAGGAAAAGAUUGCUGAGAUGGGAUUGGAUGAAUUCAACAAAUAUUAUACAGGUGAGUUAUCCUCUUAACUUGUUAUUCAUGGAUGGUGUCAGUAGUUUUGAGGUUGUUAUGCAGGAACCUUGACUGUCAAUUUGGCUCUAUAACAUUUAUGAUGAAACUUCUUAGAUUUUUUCUCUAGCAUAUUUUGUUGCAUCAUUCCUUUGGUAACAAUUAUGCGUCAUUUGCAUAGUAGCAUGACAUAUAGACAUUUUGUAUCUCAUAGACUUAUUCAAAGCAACUUCAAGUUAAAU